UUGAAACAAGCUGGGGUAAACUGAACAAGAGACCUAGUAGUGAGGACACAGUGGCACAGAAGAGAGAAAGAAGGAACCACAGCAAAAGCCUUUUUGGGAUCAGUAAACAUUUUUUUAUCGGUUUGUGCUCGGACUUUAACAAACAACCAGGUGAAGACUCUACAUCCUUACAGCUUCCCUCAAAUUCAUAAGCAGGUCCAGAGGAGAUACCUCUACAUCUGUGAAUGUGUGCAUACUGCACAUCACAGAUGCCAUGGCUUUUAGUACUCAUGUCUGGUUGUGUGUUAGUAUCUGUCUGGUCAUAUGUAUCCUUCCAUCCUUGGGGGUCCCCCCUCAGCACCGUGGCUGGCUGCGUCUCUGGGAAGAGGGUGAGGGCUGUGGGGAGUGUGAUCUACAGCGCUGUCCUCUGGCGCUGCAUGACUGCCCAGCUGGGCGAGUUCGGGACAGCUGCGGCUGCUGUGAGCAGUGUGGCAACGUGGAGGGCCAGCAGUGUGACCCUGGUGGGGCUCAGGAGUUCUAUGGGCGCUGCGGAGAGGGGCUGGUGUGCCAGAGGAAAACAAAGAGAGGGCGGAGGGGCCAGGCCAGGGAGAACCCUGAGCCUAAGUGUGUGUGUCAGGCUCAGGGGCCAGUGUGUGGCUCUGAUGGACACACCUACCCCAACCUGUGCCAGCUGAAAGAAGCUGCCAGCAGAGGAAAUGCCACCGUGAGACUCACUGGACAUGGACCAUGCUACUCUGCUCCCCGCAUAUCCAGGGCGCCCAGGGACCUCUCCAACUACACAGGAAACGACAUAGUGUUUGGCUGUGAGGUCACUGCAUACCCCCUCCCCAACCUGAGCUGGAGAAAGAAGGGGAGUGACAACUUCCUGCCAGGGGACGAUCCCCAUAUAUCUGUCCAGGCUAGAGGUGGCCCCCAGCUGCAGAUACAGGGUCUCCACACUUCUGACGCAGGGGUCUACUCCUGCAUUUCCCACAAUGCAUUGGGGGAGUCGUCUGCCUCCGCCCGUCUCACCGUGCUCAGACAGAUGGUGAGAGUGAUGAGAGGGCGACAGGAGAAGGAGGAAGAGUAUUUCUAUGACGACACAGAGGAAGGUAGUGAUGAUGGGCAGUCUGGAGACUAUCUAGGGUGACCUGCUGUGUCUGACAUCCAAGGUGGUUCAUUGGACUUUAACUCACAGAAAAUGAAUUAACUG
Messenger RNA from Hypomesus transpacificus, 1192 nucleotides. Its product is annotated as kazal-type serine protease inhibitor domain-containing protein 1-like. The record is from RefSeq and is a predicted model, not a curated record. Gene Ontology annotation, cellular component: extracellular region. Gene Ontology annotation, molecular function: insulin-like growth factor binding. NCBI's taxonomy places the organism in Eukaryota, Metazoa, Chordata, Actinopteri, Osmeriformes, Osmeridae. Gene Ontology annotation, biological process: regulation of signal transduction; regulation of cell growth.